GAAAAAUAAUUGAUGAUGAUGGCUUCAUCAAAUGCAUUUUCAUCAUCAGAUCCACUUACUAUAGGAAGGGUGAUCGGAGAUGUAGUCGAUGAUUUCACAGAAACUGUGAAAAUGACAGUCACUUACAACAACAAGCAUGUCUACAAUGGCUAUGAGUUCUUCCCUUCUUCAGUUUCCACUAAGCCUAGGGUUCACAUUCAUGGAGGCGACUUGAGAUCCUCUUUCACUCUGAUUAUGACAGAUCCAGAUGUUCCUGGUCCUAGUGACCCAUACUUAAGAGAACACUUACACUGGAUGGUAACUGAUAUACCAGGCACAACGGAUGCAACAUUUGGAAAGGAGGUGAUAAAGUAUGAGAUGCCAAAGCCAAACAUAGGAAUACAUAGAUUUGUUUUGGUGCUUUACAAGCAGAUGAGGAGGCAGACGGUAAACAAAAUUCCCAGUUCAAGAGAUCUCUUCAACACAAGGAAAUUCGCAGUUGAAAAUGAUCUUGGUACUCCUGUAGCUGCUGUUUUCUUCAAUGCUCAAAGAGAAACCGCUUGUAGAAAGCGCUGAUCAGCUGAUCUUUAAGACAAAAUAAUCUUUUAUCUUAAAUGUGUGCAACU
Arachis stenosperma is the source of this 605-nucleotide messenger RNA. RefSeq names its product CEN-like protein 2. The transcript has 4 exons. The record is from RefSeq and is a predicted model, not a curated record. Gene Ontology annotation, cellular component: cytoplasm; nucleus. Bases 13 to 555 code for a protein of 180 amino acids. NCBI's taxonomy places the organism in Eukaryota, Viridiplantae, Streptophyta, Magnoliopsida, Fabales, Fabaceae. Gene Ontology annotation, biological process: negative regulation of flower development; vegetative to reproductive phase transition of meristem.